AUGGACAAAGUGAAGCAGGAACUGUCCCGCAUGGAAGACUUAGGUGUGAUAACCAAAAUAGAGGAGCCAACAGACUGGUGUUCUGGCAUGGUGGUGGUACCCAAAAAGAAAACAGACAAGUUCUUUGGAAGCUCCUCGUCAGACUCACUGUUUGGUUUUCUGCAGGGCAGCAAAGUCCAGACCAGGGUGGGCCUCCUCAUGCUGCUGUGCACAUGGAUCAGCAACUGUCCCAUUGCUGUCACGCACUUCCUGCACAACCAGGAUAACGUUCCCUUUCUGACGGCUCAGAUCUCUGAGAACCUGGGAGAAGACGAGAGGCUGGUGCAGGGCCUUUGUGCGCUGCUGCUCGGCAUCUGUAUCUAUCAUAACGAUAACUCACUGGAAAACUACACCAAGGAGAAGCUAAAGCAGCUGAUUGAGAAGCGCAUCGGAAAGGAGAACUUUGUGGAGAAGCUGGGCUUCAUCACCAAACAUGAACUGUAUUCGCGGGCGGCCCUAAAGCCGCAGCCCGUCUUCCCGUCGCCGGAGCAGAUGCUGUUCGACCACGAGUUCACCAAGCUGGUCAAAGAACUGGAAGGGGUGAUCACCAAAGCGGUUCACAAGUCCAGCGAGGAGGACAAAAAGGAGGAAGAGGUGAAGAAGACGUUGGAGCAGCACGACAACAUCGUAACUCGAUACAAGGAGCUGAUCAGAGAACAGGAUGCUCAGAUCCAGGAGCUGAAGGAGCAGGUAGCAGCGCUGUCCUCCCAGCACGAGCAGAUGCAGGCCACUGUCGCACAGCAGCUAUCCCAGAUCCAGCAGCACAAAGACCAGUACAACAUCCUGAAGCUGAAACUAGGUAAGGAGAGUCCGAGUCAGGGGGACGGCUCCCAGCAGAACGGACUGCAGACCGAGGAGCUCUCUCAGCUCAGAGAGGAGCUGGACGAGCUCCGCAAGCAGCACGCAGUCCUGCAGACGCAACUCGCCGAGCGAGACGCACUAAUCACCACCCUGCAGUCGAGCUCCCAGACGACAGAGAGCCCGGCAGGAGGAUCAGACAACACAGAGCUGCUGCAGGAGCUGGAGGCCAGGUUUUUGAUUCCCCCCCGAGAGUAA
This is a messenger RNA of Oryzias latipes (Japanese medaka), 1095 nucleotides long. The record is from RefSeq and is a predicted model, not a curated record. Lineage: Eukaryota; Metazoa; Chordata; Actinopteri; Beloniformes; Adrianichthyidae.